This is a messenger RNA of Serendipita indica DSM 11827, 1023 nucleotides long. The record is from the annotation of a GenBank genome assembly. Lineage: Eukaryota; Fungi; Basidiomycota; Agaricomycetes; Sebacinales; Serendipitaceae.
AUGACCUCGACCACGACUGCACCGUCGAGCACAAACAGCACAAACGCCGUCGACGAGGCGAUUUUCAGGUCGCAUAUUGAAUCUCUCAAAUCGCUCCCCGUCGUCUUUUCCGAUUCCUAUCAGGCGCCGCCACAGUACCUCCCCGCGCGCAUCUCCGUCUUUGGACUCGACGUUCUUCCUCCGCCAGAAAAGGCUGUGAGCUCUGCCACCAGCCUCGCUGACGUUCUCAACCUCACCUUUAAAUCUCUCAAACCUGCAUAUUCCGUGACCCUCCCGGUUCAACCAGCAGACUCUAUCCUCUCCCUCAAAAAUCUUCUCGCCGCUCAAGCAUCCUCACCACUCUCCGGUGCGACUCCCGCCCAGCAAAAGCUCUUGCUCAAAGGAAAGGCCCUCGUCGACACCAAACUCGUCAAAGACUACGACAUCAAAGACGGAAGCGUAAUCACCGUAAUGAUGAGCAACAAACCAACGACCACGUCCGAAACGCCAGCGCCCACGACAGCCUCUGCGCCCACGAUGGACAUCACCGCAGCGGAUCGCGACCCCGUUCCACCCGUGGCAUCACCAAGCCUCGGGGCGUCCAUUACAGCUCCAGGGCACAAACGACGUGUGUCGGAUAUCCCAGCAGUGACACUCUCACCUGCUGGUACACCCGCCGCGGGCACGACACCUCUCCUCCAACCCAUAGCACUCGCGGCGGACCCACUCGCACACGUCCCACUCACCGCGUCGCCUAUCAUCUCGUCGAGCAACGCCAUCCCAAUCGACCUCGCGAGCAUCCCGUUGCCCCUCGUGGCUACACAAGACGAGAGUGCAUACCAUCAGACCAUGUCGAGUCCACAGUUUUGGAAAGAUCUGAGGGCGUUUUUGGAGAAGCGGUUUGGUACCGAUGCGGGUGGAAGACCUGGGGAUGCGGACACGGCAUUUGAAGAGUUUUUGAGAAGCGCAAAGGUCAACCUUAGUCCGCAUGAGAUUGCAAAGAUCCGCGACGAGGUUGGAAUCACGGGUAUGGGCGGUCAUUAA